Mollisia scopiformis is the source of this 2632-nucleotide messenger RNA. Its product is annotated as putative Saccharolysin. Gene Ontology annotation, biological process: peptide metabolic process; proteolysis. Gene Ontology annotation, cellular component: mitochondrial intermembrane space. The record is from RefSeq and is a predicted model, not a curated record. NCBI's taxonomy places the organism in Eukaryota, Fungi, Ascomycota, Leotiomycetes, Helotiales, Mollisiaceae. Gene Ontology annotation, molecular function: metalloendopeptidase activity. The transcript has 3 exons. Bases 304 to 2415 code for a protein of 703 amino acids.
GCACUGCAUCGACCACGAAACAGAAACAGAAACACAUUUAUCCAUUCACCUAUACACUAAUUCACUUCCCCUCAUUCCAGUCACCCCCAAUCUGCAAGGGCGAUUCACCGCCUUCCCCCUCCAAUCCUGGCGCUUACCUUCCGUCUCCGCACCAUCCUCCUCUCCCUCUUCCUCUUCAUCUCUAUCCUCUCCAUCCUGGCUUCCACCCGCGCAGGCACCAGACUCACCAGUCUCUUCGCCCAAAUCAACCUACGUCCCACAAGCUUCCCCUUCAGCAAGACUCGCCCCUUAACCAACAGCACGAUGGCGCCCUCCCAAUACAAGACCCCGCCCCAAGCCCCUCCCCUCUUCACUGCUACGAAAGACUCCCUCAUCGACGACGCGAGGAAGAUCUGCGGCUCCACGAGAAACCUGCUCGAUAAGCUGGCCAAGGAUAUCAAGCCUGCCCACGCGACGUUCGAGAAUGUGCUGUUGCCGAUGGCGCAGGACGAGGACGCUGCUGCGUUGGAGAACCGCGUGAUUGGGUUCUACCAGGCUGUUUCUACGGAUAGUGAAUUAAGGGAUGCGAGUUCUAAGGCGGAGGAGAUUAUGGAUGAGUUUAAUAUCGAGGCGUCGAUGCGGGAGGAUAUCUUUGCCCUCGUUGAAGGGGCGUGGGAGAAGAGAGAGCAGAGCACGUUGGAUGGGGAGAGUUUGCGGUUGUUGGAGAAGGAGCGGAAGAGCUAUAUUCGGAAUGGGUUGGGGAUUGAGAAGGGGCCGAAGAGGGAUCGGUUUAAGGAGAUUAAGAAGAGACUUAGUCAGAUCCAGAUUGAGUUUCAGAAGAAUCUGAAUGAGGAGAAUGGAGGCAUUUGGUUUACGAAGAAGGAGUUGGAGGGCGUGCCGAAGGAUGUUUUGACGGGCUUUGAGGAGGGGACAGGUGAUAAUGAAGGGAAGUUGAGGUUUACUUUUAAGUAUCCGGAUUUGUUCCCGACGUUGAAGUUUGCGCUGGAUUCGGAGACUAGGCAGAAGGUUUUUAUUGAGAAUGAGAAUAAGUGCAACCAAAAUGUUCCAUUAUUCAAGGAAGCUAUUGUGCUCAGAGAUGAGGCCGCUAGACUUUUAGGAUAUCCGGAUCAUGCCUCAUUCAUCAUCGAGGACAAGAUGGCCAAGACACCAAAGACAGUUCUUGACUUCUUGGGUGAUCUCAAGGAACAGCUUGCUCCAGGUGGCGCAAAAGAGGUCGCUCAUCUUAUGGAAAUCAAGAACGAGGAUCUCAAGGCCAGAAAUAUGGCUCAUGAGAAUGACGGAAAUUAUUAUCUCUGGGAUACGAGAUUCUAUGACCGCAUGAUGGUUGAGAAGGAGUAUUCGAUCGAUGAGAACAAGAUCGCUGAAUACUUUCCACUUCAAUCCACGGUUGAGGGUAUGUUGUCAAUUUUUGAGGAGCUCAUGGGCUUUGUCUUCAUUGAGAUUAGUCCUGAGGAUAGGGCGAAGCUUUCUCCAACCGGGAAGGCUGAAGACAUUUCCUGGCAUGAAGAUGUCAAGAUCUUUAGUGUAUGGGAUGAUGAAGGAGAAGGUGGAAGUUUUGUUGGUUAUCUUUACCUGGAUCUCCAUCCUCGUCCUGGAAAGUAUGGCCAUGCUGCCAAUUUCUCUCUCCAACCAGGAUUCAUCUAUCCCAAUGGCACUCGCCGAUACCCUGCCACAGCCCUUGUGUGCAAUUUCUCCAAACCUACCAAGGAUAAGCCAUCUCUUCUCAAGCACGACGAAGUUGUAACCUUGUUCCACGAACUUGGUCAUGGUAUCCACGAUCUCGCUGGUCGAACGAAAUACUCUCGCUUCCACGGUACAUCCGUCGUCCGCGAUUUCGUCGAAGCACCCUCUCAAAUGCUCGAAAACUGGUGCUGGACUCCCUCCCAACUCAAAUCUCUCAGCAAGCACUACGAGACCGGUGAGAAGAUCCCAGAUGAUUUGAUCGAGAAGCAAAUCAGCGUCAAGCAUGUCAACGACGCCCUAUUCAACCUCCGCCAACUCCACUUUGGUCUCUUCGACAUGAAGGUCCACACUCCCAAGACUCACGAAGAAGUCGAAUCCUUCAAAGUUUCCGAAAUCUACAACACGCUCCGCACGGAGAUCUGCGGCCUCAAAGGCCCAGAAAGUUUUGGCCUGAAGCCAGAUUGGGGUAAUGGCCAAGCAACAUUCGGCCACUUGAUCGGUGGCUACGAUGCCGGCUACUAUGGAUACUUGAGUAGUCAGGUCUAUAGCACGGAUAUGUUCUAUUCGGUCUUCAAGAAGAAUCCUAUGGAUCCGAAGGAAGGGAGACGAUAUCGGCAUACGGUCCUCGAAAAGGGUGGUAGUCAGGAUGAGAUGAAGUCUUUGGAGGAUUUCUUGGGCAGGAAGCCGAGUACAGAGGCGUUCUAUGCGGAGUUGGGGUUGAAGGCUAAGUAGAUUUGGGUGAAUGGGGUGUAUGAUCAGAACAAUAUUAUGGUGGGCUUUGGAAGCAGACGACCGUAUUUGGAGAGACAAAAAUAUGGCUAGAGAGAGCUAUCGUUGAUAUUCAGUAAGCGCAAAUACCGAAGAUUCUACUUAAUAAGCGUUUCUAAUGUGCUUUGUGUUCUUGAUCUACUCUGCAUUAAACAUAGCCAAACUCUUUAAUUUACCAGAG